Messenger RNA from Vitis riparia (riverbank grape), 3379 nucleotides. RefSeq names its product GPI ethanolamine phosphate transferase 3-like. Lineage: Eukaryota; Viridiplantae; Streptophyta; Magnoliopsida; Vitales; Vitaceae. The record is from RefSeq and is a predicted model, not a curated record. Gene Ontology annotation, cellular component: endoplasmic reticulum membrane. Gene Ontology annotation, molecular function: mannose-ethanolamine phosphotransferase activity. Gene Ontology annotation, biological process: GPI anchor biosynthetic process.
CAUAUGUUUUAAAAAUGAAAAUUUCUUAUUUAUUUAUUUAUUAUUAUUUUUUUAUGAUGUAAACAUUUACCAUGUAAGGACAUUCCUCAAGAAACCAAAACGCAAUUUGGAGCAAUGAAGAAUUGUUGUGGAAAUGGAUCUAAAACUUAGGGUUUCUCUUUCUAUACUUGCCACAUUCCUAAAAACAAUCUAAGCUCAUUCAAUCUCAGAUUCUGCUAGAGAAAGUUGUAUGUGGUUGCUUCCUCCUCCAAGAGUUAAAGGCCUCUGAACAUGGUGGCAUUGCGCAAUAGUUUGAUAUGGCCAUUCUUGAUGAUAAUGGUACUUCAUGGUAUGGCCAUUUUCCUGUUCACAAGAGGAUUUCUCCUCACUCGCACGGAGCUUCCGCAUUUCAGCACUUGCUCUGACAUCUCCGACUCUCCAUGUGUUUCUCCUUCUUCCUAUUCUUCAAAUCUCAACCAAACCCAUCUACAUCAACUCCAAUGUUGGACUAGGCCUGUUGUUGAUCGUCUUGUUAUCAUUGUCCUUGAUGCACUGAGGUUUGAUUUUGUUGCUCCCAGUGCCUGCUUUGAAGAGAAGAAACCAUGGAUGGACAAGCUACAAGUGUUACAGAAACUGGCAUCUACACAAGGAUCAUCGGCUAAUUUCAAAGCCAUUUCAGAUCCACCUACAACCAGUUUGCAACGUUUGAAGGGUUUGACAACUGGUGGACUUCCAACUUAUGAUGUUGGGAAUAGCUUUGGUGCUCCUGCUAUUGUUGAAGAUAACUUAAUUUAUCAGUUGGUUCAAAAUGGAAAGCGAGUUGUGAUGAUGGGGGAUGAUACAUGGUUGCAGUUGUUUCCUCAUCAUUUUGAAAAAUCUUACCCUUUCCCUUUUAAUGUUAAAGAUCUUCAUACGGUGGACAAUGGAUGCAUUGACCAUUUGCUUCCAUCCUUGUAUCAAGAAGAUUGGGAUGUUCUUAUUGCACAUUUCCUUGGUGUGGAUCAUGCUGGGCAUAUAUUUGGCGUUGACUCCACAAUGAUUGAAAAGUUGGAGCAAUAUAAUGGUGUUUUAGAGAAUAUAAUAGAAGUGCUGGAGAGCCAAUCUGGACCAGGUGGCUUACAUGAGAAUACUUUUCUUCUUGUUAUGGGUGAUCAUGGACAAACCAUAAAUGGUGAUCAUGGUGGAGGAACUGCUGAAGAGGUUGAAACGUAUUUUGCCAUGAGUUUGAAGACGACUCCAUCUUCUUUGCCUCUUGAACUUAAUACAUCAUGUUGUGAACUACAUUUGGACAAAGAGAACAUGUGCAUCAACUCCAUCCAACAGCUUGAUUUUGCAGUGACUGUAUCUGCAAUGCUUGGUAUUCCCUUUCCUUUCGGAAGCAUUGGCCGUGUUAAUUCUGAGCUAUAUGCUUUAGGGUCUGGUACAUGGAAUUUGGAAAGCAUUAAUGUGGGGAAUCGUCAAACUCAAUUGGAUAUGCAAUCGUGGAUGCGCGAUUAUGUCAAUGUACUUUGCAUCAAUUCUUGGCAGGUGAAAAGAUACAUUGAUGUCUAUUCAGCUUCAUCAAUUAUUGGAUUUUCUUCAGAAGACAUAAUGCGUAUAACAGACAUAUAUGCUCAGGCAGAGGAGAGUUGGUUGCAUACUAUUAAGAAUUUGUUAUUAGAUAAAAAUGAAAGCUGUAAUACAAUGUUACCCAUCAAGAGGCAAAUUGAUGCAUAUUCUAAUUUUCUAGCAAGUGUUGCUGAGCUAGCUCGCUCCAAAUGGACUGAGUUCGAUUUAAAGAUGAUGGGUGUUGGCCUUGGCAUAAUGUUAAUAACACUUGUUAUCCAAUUUCUUGGUAUCAAGAGGAUGAACAAAACACGUGGAGUUAACUUUCCUUCCCCAGGAGAUUCUUGGACUUCCUUUGGUUUGAUCUUUUCCAUUUUUAUAGUGAUGAUACGUGCAUGCAGUUUCCUUUCAAAUAGUUAUAUCUUGGAAGAAGGAAAAGUGGCAAGUUUUCUUUUGGCCACAACUGGCAUUCUCAAAUUCCGCAAUUCAAUCUUGAAAAAGAAGAUGCUAUUGGAAGCUGUUGUAUUUCUUUUGUUAGUCUUCAUUUUCAGAUUAACUAUUGAACUUGGGCUAUCAAAGCAGGCUUUCAAUUCUGGGUUUACAAACAUACCUCUUUGGAUGUAUAUAGCUGAGAUUGUGCCAAUGCUAGCUCUAGUUUUAUUGGCAUACUUUCUCUACAAGAGCAUUGAUGACACUGCUUGUGUGGGGUUAUUGAAGUUUGUCAUCGCAGUAACCAUUUUAAGUUACUUGCUCAUAGCAGUGCAUUGGACCAUGGAAAGUAACCUAGUUGGCACACCUUUGAUGCUUCAAGGCACUGGAAAAGGUUUAAUUCCUCGGAUAAUUUAUGCUAUUGGAAUUGGACAACUAUUAAUCCUAGCACUUGGUAGGCUGUUUGGCAAAGAGAAAGCUUUGGAUUCCAAAAAAGGCUUGAUUCUUAAAGUAGUGGCCAUGUUGUCUGCAUGGAGUUCAACAGUCAUCAUCGUGUCGGGAAAACAAGGUCCACUGGUUGCUCUAGCAUCAAUAGUUGGAGGUUGGUGCAUAAUGAGGUUGGAGAACUUGGAACAUGAAUCUAGGGAUGGUUCAGUUGGAGUUCUAAAUUUGUCUCCUCUUCCUGUAACACAAUGGAGUCUUUUAGCUGUGAGUCUGUUUUUCUGCACUGGGCACUGGUGUGCCUUUGAUGGCCUUCGAUAUGGAGCUGCAUUUAUUGGGUUCGAUGAUUUCAUCCUUAUCCGACAAGCAAUCCUUCUUACUAUUGAUACAUUUGGCUUUUCUCUUCUUCUACCCAUUUUUGGGCUUCCCUUUCUUGUUGCACACCAAUAUCCAUCUGUUCAGAGUAACCAAAGAAAAGCAUUCAUAUUUGCGCGGUUGUCUCAAGCAUAUAUGAUUUAUGGACUUAUUACAGCAACUACAGUUACAUUCACAAUCAUAUGUGUCACAAUUCAAAGACGGCAUUUGAUGGUGUGGGGUUUAUUUGCUCCAAAAUUUGUUUUUGAUGUGGUGGGCCUGAUCCUUUCAGAUUUCGUAAUUGUUUUAGUAUCCCUUUACUAUUUUGGUUGAGUGGAGGAUGACAAGAUGAUAGAACUCCUCAAACAUGAACAUCAGAGCCCAUCCCAGAAGGUGUUUUGUUUUCUUUUUUUUUCUCAGGAAAAAAUUUUGUUGGAUGCUCAUUUGCAAAAUUACAGGGCAGAAAAUCAUCAGUGAUGUUUCAUGAAUUUUUUGGUCAAUAUCAUUGAGCUCAUGCUAUAAGUUACUUGGUUCCAAAAGUAACCAAUAUUUGAAGUGUUUUUAGUUUAUUGUUUUUGGGAAAAUCACCUAUGAAGUAUUUCCCCAAUAAAUAUUUCAAAUAAUUUUUCAA